UUCCUAUUGGCCUUGUUAAUUACAAGCAGACAAAGCGUGCAACCUAGAUGAAGGAGACGAGAAGGCUUUUAAUUUCUGACAUGCGGAAAUAGCAGCUCAUUAGACACACAGAUCCAAUCCUGUCCUGAUCAACAGCGCGUUAUCAGAGAGACUCCUUCAUCUCGCUCUUCAGCCUGUUGCCUCCACACAAGCCGACAUCAUCAUGGGCCCGACGGGGAUUUGCUGCAUCGCUUCUGUACUACUGAUUGCUUCUGCUGCAGAUGAAAAACACGAGUCUCCACCAGCUCUAACCUGCGACGUUGCAAAACAACCCAACGGGUUAAUCAACUACGAACUUUCUCGACUGCCCAGUUCACCCAGCUGUAGGCCGAACUGGGAAACAGUGAACAAGACUGUGAUCGUCAGUGAGGCGUUUACAUUUGAUCAACAGCUUGUGCAGAAUGUGACCAAACAGUCCGUCUUCCUCAAAGAGUGCCACGGCUACCUGCACUACAGGGAGAACUGUGAAGGGGUCUUUAAGGAAGCCCAUUGCAGAGUGAACUGCAGCCGUCUUUUGGACAGUGGCGUUCAUCCAACCACCCUGAACUCCACCUCUGGGAACUCCACCUCAGUGAACUCCACAUUGGCCUGCUUCUUUGGGAGUUGGUGUCCAGAACAGUGGCUAACCAUUUUUCUUGCUGUCCUUGCUGUCAUUGUUAUUCUUAUUGCCAGUGUCUUCGUGGUUCCGUACCUCUGCAAACUCUUCAAAUGCAUUAGAAGAAAAUCUGCAGCCACGACAGCUUCAUGCACUCCUGCAAAUGAGCAGAUUAAAGUGGAGCUUGUGACCUUAGUGUGAUAAUAAGAACUGUCCAAUGAUAAUAAUUAUAAAUAAUAUUAUAUUUUAUAACACUUUCCUAACUUAGCGUAAAAUAAAGACUAAUUAAGAUAAAAUAGAAAUAUAUAUAUAUUAUAUAAGUUUGCUCAGGUUCCAGUUAAGAAGUCCAGAAAAUAAUUUUCCAUUUUUCCCGGUGCUUUAGAUUUUCUAUGUGAAUUUACAGCAGUUUUAUAAAAGUAUUUAAUUUUUUUACAUAUUAUUUUUUCAUUUACUACGUAAAUUGACUAAACAGUUAACUGCUUCUCUUUUGUGGAGCUGUGUUAGAGCAGGGAAUGUGAAACUGAAUGAUGUGACAAGCUACCGUUGGCUAUCCGUUCUCUCAAAAGGUCAAGAUUGUCAUAACAGUUUGCAAAUAAGCAAACUGUCUGAAUGUCAAACGGCACUGAAACAGUUUUACUUCCCUUCAGCCUCAAUUCCAGCUAAAUUACAGAUUUAGCUCUGAAAUAUUGUUAUAAAUGCUGGUGUGACUGUGCACACAGACGUUAUGGGACAGUUUUGUAAACUAAAAAAGUUGGUUAUGUUAGUCUGUUAACUUGUUUCAGGUUUUUUGUGAAACAAUCUUGCCAUAUCCGCUCAAAGAUUUAUUUUUAUCUUUGAGGUUUGUGGGAGAAGUCACGAGUGAAGUUCAUUGAGAAAAACUCAAAAGACUUUCGCAAGCGCUCACGGACUUCCCCUCCCCCUCAUUUUCAAUCCCGUGCUCCUCUCUGACGCUGUGCUUGUCAUUUAAAGUACACUGCCAGUCUUUGCUUCUCACGUUAGAGCAUGGACGCGGAGAGAUGUAGUCUGGUUACAAAGGAGCUGGUCUCGUUUUUCAGAUUUAGUGCCCCGACACACCAAGCUGUCCUCAAAGAAUUGGACGACUCCUGAAAAGACCUGCUAUGGCUGCGUCUACUCAGCCUUAGCAGGUCAUUUCAGUGAAGACAUCUGUCCACAGUGAAACACCUGGACAAUAAAAACACGGCUAAAUCUUCAAAUUCACAAUAAUUUUCUUCCCAUUUUUCUGUUUCUGCUGUCAGACAACUACAUGAGUACAAAUAGUGAUUUAUUUUCACAUAGUGCCGUGGCGACCAACGGCUGAAACAGAAAGAAAAAGAUGCAAAGUAACAGCAGAUAAUUUAAGUUAAAUUACUGCAAAUCAGAAACGAGAGAAGUCGUUUGAGGAGACGGUGUGUACGACCCUUGAACCGGUUGAGGCAGAUGGAGGAGGAAAUGCAGUUCUUGGUGGUCUGCGUCGCCGUGACGUGUAGUUACAGUUGCGUAGGGUACGGAGUACCUACAGCGUAGAUUUGACGCAGAAGUAUAAAUCGGCACUCUGACUUGGGGGGAUUAUUGGCCUUUUUACACCUUUUUUUAACUUCCCCAUGUCCUCCUACCUUUAACGACAGUAUAGGUUGAUUGUCAAGUGUCCAAAAACACAUAAACCCCGGUAAGGCCCACAUGUCCACCACAACCACCUCCUUAUUCAGACUUUACUGAGGCUUUUAGCAUUUAAAUUUCACGCUAUAAAGGGAUCUCAACUAUGCGUCCAUGUGUGACGACUUGGGAAUAUAAACGGGCUAGUUGGUUAGGUUUAGAAAAAGAUGGUGGUUUGGGUAAAUUUUGACUUUCUUCCACACGGGAACAUCGGUCUCCGGUGUGAAAGUCCUGAGUUAACUUGACUUGUCGUGUCGCGUACUGGAAUUCGCUGCCUUACGGAAAACGUGAAUAUGGGUCAUAAUAAGCUGCUGCAUAAUCGACCUAUACGGCCAUUUUCAGUAAAAUCUCACAAUAAUAUUAAGGUCGGGAUCAUGUAUCUGUUAUUUUCUUGCAAAUGUUAAAAGCUAAACUGGGAAUCAGAUUAGAUGAAAUACUAUCGAACCCCGACCCCACCCCCAGCCGUGGUGGUUAGCUGUAAACGGGGGACCGCGGCCCGACAGUCCCCAGUAGCCAGUGGUUGGCUUGGUGUGUCAGGGCUUUCAGCUCCAAUGACUGCAACAAUUAAACAGGCUUUGAAUCCUAAAUCCCGAGUGUCGCCAGCCUUCGAUUAUAGUGGAGGAUAAAAAAGGUCAGAGGUCAUGGAACCUACAAAAAUGUAGGAUAAAUAUUCCAGUGACCAAAACAAUGAUCCAUGGUCGACAGAAAUGGGAAAAAUAAAAAUUAAGUGAAGAUCUUUUUCAUUCAGGUCAUCUGACUGGAAGAUGCGUUUUCAGACAGUGACUGCUGAUAAUGAUAUUGAUCUUCCACUGUGGAAGUCGGGAGAUUUAUUUAUAAUAAUAAAUAAGGUCAUAUUACCUGAUAACUCUCUGUACAAUGCAGAAAGUUUAAUGUGUGAUAUUAAGACUCAUAUGAAUGCGCAUGUUUUCCUGCAUAGCUCAGUUUAUAUCAGUUAUUUCUCUCCAAGGCGAGUUCUUCUACUCGUUUGUUAUCAUGUCGGACUGCUUGGCAGUCACCAUGCUCCUGUGCCGGCUGUACAGCCAGAAGCUUUCUGCUUCUGUUUGGUUGGUGCUACCAAUUUAAAUAUCAUUGUACAGACUUAGCAGCUAUAGGACCGGGCUUUCUAAAGACUAGUUGGUGCAACCCGCUCCUGGAUUUGGGUGAACAUACCCAGUGUAGGAUCAAUAAAAUCUUAAAUUGAUUUCUAGUUUUACAUGAUUUCAGUAGAGGGUCCAAAGCCAUCCUUUUUUAAAUUUUAUUUCCUCUUUGAGGUCAUUAUAUAUUCUUGAUUUAUUGUGGUUUUGUUGGGGGGGACUUCCCUUUUAUAUCUGAUCGUCAUUUUAUCUGAGUUUCUUUUGGUGUUGGUAUCUUUGACAGGAAACAAGUGUAAAAGUCAGUCAUGUGCUUUAAAUAUGUUGAAAAAGUUGUGAAUCAUGUGGAACCAGAGUUUAACUAAAGCUGCAUUAAUCCAGCACCAUUAAGCCUUUUGACAACACAACACUGUUUUAUCCGACCAACAGUCCAAAACUCAAAGAUUUACACUUUCACAUAUAAUAGAGAAAAGCAUCAAAUCUGGACAUUUGAGAAGCUGAAACCAGCACAUACACAUCUGGCAUAUUUUGCUUUAUAAAAAAAAAAAAAAAGGACAAUUAAUCAAUUGAGUAGUUGCCAUAACACUGGGACUGAGCAAAACCGUAAAUGUGCAGCAAAACCAAAAGUAGGAGCUAAAAGAAGCUAAAAGCUCUGGUUUCAUCACCACAAGUGGCUCCUUUUGAUCCCUUCUCAGGAUAUUGAUUAAUGCAGCUUUAAAAACUGGGAACCGCUGGUCGGGUUGUUUUAAAGUUUGCAGUCUGUGCUCAUGUUGUCCAGAGGAAACGUUUCCUCUGUUUAAAUGUAAAUGUUUAAUUCUUAUUUUAACUGACUAGAGCUUAGUUUAAUGAAGAUUAAUAUAUCGCUUUUUUCAGAGUAUGAUAUAAACAUUUAUUUUUGUUGGCUCUGUACACAUCAGAAUGAAUGACUGGGGCAUGAUAUUGCUUGCAGUUUAUCUAAAUGGCUUUAUUUCUGCCGCAGUGCUAAAUAAAAUGUUUUAAAAUGGC
Micropterus salmoides (largemouth bass) is the source of this 4383-nucleotide messenger RNA. RefSeq lists its product as uncharacterized. Bases 203 to 835 code for a protein of 210 amino acids. The transcript is spliced from 6 exons. NCBI's taxonomy places the organism in Eukaryota, Metazoa, Chordata, Actinopteri, Centrarchiformes, Centrarchidae. The record is from RefSeq and is a predicted model, not a curated record.